UUAUCUUGUCUUUGCAGCAGCUGAGUUCAAGCCUCAAGUGGAAAGCACAUCGACUUCAAAGGCAGAGGGAAUCAAAGGUGCUCCCUGGCUUUGGAUACUUCCUCUGCUUGAGAUGUGUACAAAGAUGGUCCAAGUCCUCUGGGGAUGUUUCCUCCUGUGGAAUCUCUACAUCUCAUCCGCUCAGACCAUUUACCCUGGAAUCAAGGCGAGGGCUACUCAGAGAGCUCUGGACUAUGGCAUUCAAGCUGGGGUGGAGAUGAUUGAGCAAAUGGUCAAGGAAAGAAACAUCCCAGAUUUAAAAGGUUCUGAAUCUCCUAAAUUUCUGAAAAUUGAUUAUAUGAACUACAAGCUUAUAAACAUAAAAAUCAAUGCCUUUUCACUUCCAAAUACUUCACUAGCCUUUGUGCCUGGGGUGGGAAUCAGGGCCCUGAUCAAGCACGGCACUGCCAACAUCAGCACAGACUGGGAAAUCAAGUCUCCACUUUUCCAAGACACAGGAGGAGCUAACUUGCUUCUCUCUGGGGUCUACUUCACCGGUAUACUUGUCCUGGCCCGGAAUGACUUUGGUCACCCAAUCCUGAAGCUCCAAGACUGCAAUGCCCAAGUGAGCCGCAAUGACAUCUCGUUUUCUGGAGAGCUCAGUGUCCUGUAUAACUCCUUUGCUGAGCCCAUGGAGAAACCCAUUUUAAAGAACUUAAAUAAAAUGCUCUGUCCCAUUAUCACAAGUGAGGUGGAGGCACUGAAUGCCAACCUCAGCAUGCUGGAGGUUUUAAGAAGCGUUGACAACUAUACCCUGCUGGAUUAUUCCCUAAUCAGUUCUCCAGAAAUUACUGAGAAUUACAUUGAUCUGAAUUUGAAGGGCGUAUUCUACCCCCUGGAAAACCUCACAGAUCCCCCCUUCUCAUCAGUUCCUUUUGUGCUCCCGGAACACAAUGACUCUAUGAUCUACAUUGGAAUCUCCGAGUAUUUCUUUAAAUCUGCGUCCUAUGCUUAUUUUACAGCUGGGGCUUUCAACGUCACUCUCACCACAAAAAAGAUUUUCAACCAUUUGAUUCGCAACUCUCAAGGCCUUGGCAACAUGCUCUCCUGGAUUGCAGAGCUGUACAUCUUGUCCCAGCCCUUCAUGGUACAGGUCUUGGCAAGAGAGCCUCCCGUGGUCAAUUUAUUACCGGGUAACUUCACCCUAGACAUCCCUGCCUCCUUCGUGAUACUCACCCAGUCCAAGAACUCGACUGCGGAAACCGUCAUUUCCAUGGACUUUGUUGCUAGUACCAAUGUUGCCCUGGCUAUUUUGGGACAAAGAUUGAUCUGCUCUUUAUCUCUGAACAGAUUCCGCCUCUCUUUGCCAGAGUCCAUUCGCAGCAAUAUUGAGGUCUUCAGGUUUGAGAAUAUUCUGUCUUCCAUUCUCCACUUCGGAGUCCUCCCACUGGCCAAUGCAAAAUUGCAGCAAGGAUUUCCUCUGCCCAAUCCACACAAAAUCUCACUCGUCAAUUCAGAUAUUGAAGUUCUUGAGGGUUUCCUUUUGAUUUCCACUGACCUGAAGUAUAAAACGUCCUUAAAGCAGCAGUCAAGUUUCCAUGGUUGGGAAGCUCUGAACCUGAUAAGUGGACGGUGGAGGGGGAAGCCAGCCCCUUGGUUGCCUGUUUGGAGUCCACUCCAGGAAGUAAAUCGCCCUUAAUCCCACAGCUCCUGUAAAGCCAGAGCGGGAAGAUGGUACACACAGGAAUUGUAAAGCCAUUGUGAAUUGCUGGAAGUUUUCUUUUUCAAGCCCUCAUGGAUGUAGAGGGAGGCAAACUGGGUGAAAGGGCUCAGUCAGGAUGUGUGUGUUCCCAUGUGUGUGGAGGGGUAUAUGUUUGAAUGUGUGUUCGUGUUUGAGUGCAUGUUGUAUGUUCCUGUGUCUGUGAGAUUCUGGGGCCAAGAGUGAGGCAUGUACUUCUAAGGAGGUGCAUGAGAAACUCUCAAGUACAGAUUUGCAUCAGUUGUUAUCAGCGGAGAUCCCUUCAGCCCCUUCAGCUCUCUAAGGUUCCCCCCUCCCUGCAUAUUGGAUUUUAUGUUUUAUAUUUACUGUUACUGUCCCCUGUAUUUAAUUAAAAUUGUUGACUAUCAAUGUCAA
This is a messenger RNA of Aethalodelphis obliquidens (Pacific white-sided dolphin), 2113 nucleotides long. RefSeq names its product BPI fold containing family C (gene BPIFC). The coding region runs from base 113 to 1678 and encodes 521 amino acids. The record is from RefSeq and is a predicted model, not a curated record. NCBI's taxonomy places the organism in Eukaryota, Metazoa, Chordata, Mammalia, Artiodactyla, Delphinidae. Gene Ontology annotation, molecular function: lipid binding. The transcript has 16 exons.